This is a messenger RNA of Arctia plantaginis, 3312 nucleotides long. The record is from the annotation of a GenBank genome assembly. Lineage: Eukaryota; Metazoa; Arthropoda; Insecta; Lepidoptera; Erebidae.
AUGAAGUCGUUUUUACUAUUCUGUUUGUCCUUGUAUGUGGUGGCUGCCAAACAUGAAAUUUAUGAUGGAUACGUGGUUUACGAGGCAUACCCAAAAAGCAUCGAUGAAAUUGAAUUACUUAAUGACGUAGCCAACGAAUUGGGGUUAGACAUUUGGUCACACGCUAACUUAGACAAACCAGGAGAAUUUUUUGUGUCUGAAUCUCAAAAGCUACCCUUCGAAGAUACUAUGAAGUCUAUUGGAAUAUCAUACAAGGUUACCGUUGAGAACAUCAGAGAGAUGUUAGAGUUGGAAGAUCAAAAAUUAGCAGCUGCAGCCACUUCAUCGAGAAACAGCAAUACAUCUCGUCUUUCACUAGAUGAAAUAUAUACUGUGAACCAGGUUAAUCAGUACUUGGCAGACAUAGCCGGGAGGUUCCCUAGGGUCACCAGACUUGUUAAUGGAGGAACCAGUGUCGAAGGUCGCACUAUUCAGUACCUGGAAAUUUCCACAACUGGUAUCCAGAAUACACGCAAACCGGUAAUUGUGUUGCAAUCUCUCCUACACGCCCGUGAGUGGGUAACUCUGCCACCAGCUCUUUACGCCAUUCACAAGUUAGUGGUUGACGUAACCGAAUCUGAUGUGCUGAACAACUUUGAUUGGAUCAUCCUGCCUGUCGUCAACCCUGAUGGGUAUGCUUGGUCACAUUCAAAUGCCCGAUUCUGGCGCAAAAAUCGUCGCAGUGGCUUGAUGAUUGGUAAUUUCUGCCUUGGUGUCGACUUAAACAGAAACUUUAACGUCAACUGGGGUACAGCAUCCAGCUCGAACGUAUGCAUGGAUACAUUCCACGGACGGGGACCAAAUUCUGAACCUGAAACCCAAGUUGUUGUCAACGUUCUAAACAGAUUCAGUGGCCGUGUAGCAAUGUACAUAGAUUUGCACAGUUUUGGCAGCAUGAUUUUGUAUGGAUGGGGAAAUGGGACCCUUGCACCUAAUGCUUUGUCACUUAACGUGGGAGGUGUUAGGAUGGCACAAGCUAUCGACGCUGUCAAAUGGCCGCAAAAACCUAAUUAUCGAGUUGGUAACAUUGUUGCUGUACUACAAUACCGAGCUUCUGGUGGAGCUAGUGAUUUUGCACAAGCAACUGGAAUCCCAUUCUCUUAUACUUAUGAAUUGCCAGGACUUUUAGGUGCUGGUUCAAACAAUAUUAACAGCUUCUUAGUAGAUCCGAGUUUCAUUAGACAGGCAGCAGUGGAAACCUGGGCCGGCAUUGUAGCUGAUUCCGUUAAUGUAAUUAAAGUAUAUAAUAAUUCAAUAAAAGAGUACUUUUAUGAAGAAACUCAAAAUAAACAUUACAAAUAUAUAGAAAACUGGUACUGGGUUUCCUCAGACCAUCCUGUAACUAUAAUUUUCGUCGACUACAGAAAUACAACAGUAGUAAGUUGCACUACUGCGGAAAACAGAAAACCAAACAUUGAAAAAAAAUACGAAGAAAAUACGCCUAUAAUCACUAUUAAAAGCGACUAUAUAAUAACAGGUACAUGGUCUUGUGAACUAUGGAACAACUACAACUCCAAUGGUACAACUGAAUUCAUAUAUUUUAGACUACGCGAGAAGGACAAAAUGCCUCCCCAACAGAUACUGGUAAAUCACAUUGAUCUUAUUCUUAAAAAAGAAAACGAUAUAUACACAGCUGAAUACUUCUACGAGGACGGUGAGAAAGUGCAUGUGGAUUGCAUCAGCUCAGAUGAAACAUGCACCGUACAAAUGAGUAAUCCUUUCAGUGUUAUAGAUGAAAAUGGCGCUUCGGCAUGGGGCUUCGGAUUUCCUGUUAACUUACAUUCUUACGACAAUCAAACUAAAAUUAAAUGCAUAAGCGACUGCUCGGGUAUUAAAUCCACUGUUGAGGUAACAUUUGUGGAACUACAGAAAUACCCACACGAAAUAAAUAUAAAAAUCAAUAAUCAAGAUAUCACAAAAAAUGUUGAGGGUAGAGAAUAUGUCAACUAUGCGUAUUUUUACAACAAUGAACAAAUAACAAUAACGUGUGAUACAAACAAAAAUGAUAUUGCCACGAGUAUAUCAUGUGAAAAUUGUUAUAACGAAACAGAAAAGGAACUUACAGACCGAAAAACUGAAGUAACUUUUGUACCCAAUAUGAUAUCAGAUUUUAGUUGUGAAGCGAAAAAUCAAAGUGGAGUGUGGGUGGUGGUCGAAGUUUAUAUUAGAUUCCAGCUGGUAUCAUGUCGAGAUGAUAGCCAACUGACUGUACAAGGUCUAGUUCGCGAUAAUAUUUUAUCUGAAUACCAUGCAUAUGAAAAUCAUCAAGGGAUUUCCUAUAUUCAUUAUACUUACCAAGGUGAAAAUUCGGGCUUAUUGGCGCUGAACUGUGUCAUUAACUUUGGAGACUCAGUUCCAGAUAAAACCAGUGAUUACACUAAACCACCACUAAGUAUAGAACACAACAAUAAGAAUAUGCAGUGUCUUUUACAUGAUUCAGUAACAUGGAAUAAAAUAAUUACAAAAAUUUGGAUUACAUUCCGCCUCAAGGGCCAGCCCGCGAUGCCACUAACAACUGAAGUAAAUAAUGUACCCAAAGAAUCAUCUACUGAAGAACCCCAUAGUACUGAAAUUCCCAUUGUUGACCAUGGCGUUCAUAAUGAUGAAGAAAAUUACAAUAACGGCGAAGAUAACAAAGAAAAAUAUGAAAACUAUCAAUACAAACUGUGGAUUCCCGCAGUGGCGGUUCUGAUGUUAAUCGUUGUUCUCUGUGUCCUUAUAGUUAAGUCUAAGACAAAGAAACGAAAUAGUCGAAACCGAAGAGAACCUGAACAUACCUAUGAUUAUUGUAUGGUAAACGAUAUAACUCCACAUUACCCUGCACAAAGCGAAAUCGAAUAUGCCGUUCCAGAAGGCGAGAUGCAAGAAAAUACUCUCUACCAACGUUCAAAAGAUUUCUACGCAAAAGUUAUACCAAAAAGUCUAAGGCAACGUAAUAAGCAACAAAGCAUCGAUGCAGCAACAAAUAGAUCAAAAGAAUUUGUAGAAGAUGCAGGGCCUGAUUUCUUAGUAAUGAACAGUCUUUAUUCCAGCGCAUGCUUAGAACCUGAUGAUCGGUCAGGCCCUACAAAAUCAGUUAGUGAUGACCAAGGAACUUCUAUGAAAGCUUCGAAUAAUCUAGAAAUGCUUAGUGAUGUUUACAGUGAACCAAUAAAUAAAAAAGAAACAAAAGAAGACACAUACACUAAUGUGACUGGUGAACCUCAUUAUUCCAAUAAGAUGGGGGGUUAUUGCGUUUACCCCACUUACAGUGAACCUCAUAUCAAGAAAUAA